AUGGCUUUGAUCUCAAGCUUCUGCAUCUUUUUUUUGGUAGCACAUUUUGCCACACCGAUUGUGUGUAUUCGCAACCCUAUUAAUCAAACACCUGCCCUUUUCGUGUUCGGUGAUUCAGUUUUCGAUCCUGGAAAUAAUAAUUACAUCAACACCACUACUAACUUCCAAGAAAAUUAUUUGCCGUAUGGAGAAUCAUUCUUCAAGUAUCCUACAGGCAGGAACUCCGAUGGACGCCUAAUUCCUGAUUUUAUCGCUGAAUAUGCUAAAUUACCAUUUAUUCCGCCGUAUUUUGAAAUUGGGAAGAAGCAUUUGGUACAUGGAGUAAACUUUGCAUCAGGUGGUUCGGGUUGUUUGGCUGAAACCGCUCGUGGCUUUAAGAAAGUGGGUGAAACAGAGUCGAAACAGAUCCUCUCCAAUGCUGUAUAUAUUUUUAGCACUUUCAAUAAGGAUAUGGUUGCCCCUUUAUUUGCAAAUUCAUCUUUUCCAUAUUCCGAUACAGAAUAUUUACAGAUGAUUAUGGGCAACUUAACUUCUGUUUUAAAGGGAAUUUACAAGGAAGGAGGGAGAAAGUAAUAGUUUUUAUCAAAUGACCAGUAGUAUGUUGACUUAAAAGUAAUAGGUGGAUUUAGUUAAAAUGAUGGGUUUAAAAUUAUUUUAAUUAAUUAAAUUACAAUCAAUGGUUGAGUGUCACGUCAUUAAUAAUUAUUAUGUAAUUAUUUUUAAUUUUGGUCUGUUAAUAAAGGGGUAAAUUUGGUGGAUGUGAAGGGUAUUUGGGAGCCAAUAGAUGGAUGGAGUGUAAUUGUGUACCAUUUUCAAUACUUCAAGGUAUUUUAGGCCCUUUUCCGAAGGAAAAAAAUAGAGCAAGAAGUUAAUACUGUUUCUUUUUUACAAAAUUUGGAA
This is a messenger RNA of Solanum lycopersicum (tomato), 900 nucleotides long. RefSeq names its product GDSL lipase. Lineage: Eukaryota; Viridiplantae; Streptophyta; Magnoliopsida; Solanales; Solanaceae. The record is from RefSeq and is a predicted model, not a curated record. Gene Ontology annotation, molecular function: lipase activity.